AUGAUAAAACCGUUUGAUGUCUUAUGGGAUGGCAAUUUUUAUCGUCAUUUUGAUAAACAACAUCGUUAUCAUCAACAACAACAUUGUCAUCAACAUCAUCAUCGUCGUCGUUGUCUUCAUCAUUUUCAGGAUUGUAUCUAUCCGUGUCAGUGCAGUCCCGAACUGCCGACUUGUCAGACAGGAGUGCAGUUGAUACAGGAUGGAUGUGGAUGCUGUCAGAUAUGUGCCAGGCAGCAAGGAGACUUGUGUAGCAAAGCAGAUGGCUGCGACAAAUCAAAAGGAUUGUACUGUAAUUACACGCAGGACAAUGGCAUCAGAGGCAUAUGCAGAGCAAAAGCAGGUCGAAGUUGUAAUGUGAAUGGCAAGAUAAUUACAGACGGACAGCAAUACAAUCCAAGCUGCAGCCUCACAUGUUUCUGCCAGGAUGGAAGGUACGCAUGUUCGACGAUGUGCCCCCAAGAACUGCACCCCCCUUCAAAUGACCACUGUAGGGACGCCCAGCUGGUCUCCAUCAAGGAUAGGUGCUGCAAGGAAUGGGUCUGUCCUCACCCACACAAUCUCGUCAAUCUAGAUGAUGCUCUGCCCGGACACUAUUCGAACGGGAAAUCAUGCAAACACGAGGAAACUGAGUGGAGUGCCUGUUCGACGACGUGUGGCUACGGUGAAUCCGUGAGGAUGUCCAACAAUAAUGAACUCUGCCAGGCGACACAAGAGAGAAGGAUGUGCAACGUCAGACCGUGCGAGAUGAUGGUCUCAGAGUACAACAAAAACAACCCAACAUCCAACGCCACGAACGAUUCCAAAUGUAAAUCGACACUAGAAAGUCCAAUUUCUGAAAAACUCCGCCACGCUAACUGUGAAAGUGUGGAUGAAUAUCGUCUGAAGUUCUGCGGGAGGUGUCGAAAGUGUUGCGGUCCGGAGAAAUCGAGAACCGUCGAUAUAAAGUACAUCUGUCCCGACGGCUCCACCAAGACCGAACCGUUCAUGAUGAUUGAAAAAUGCGUGUGCCACAAUAAACCUAACUGCUCUUUUUAA
Helobdella robusta is the source of this 1035-nucleotide messenger RNA. RefSeq lists its product as hypothetical. The transcript is spliced from 6 exons. Bases 1 to 1035 code for a protein of 344 amino acids. NCBI's taxonomy places the organism in Eukaryota, Metazoa, Annelida, Clitellata, Rhynchobdellida, Glossiphoniidae. Gene Ontology annotation, molecular function: heparin binding; integrin binding. Gene Ontology annotation, biological process: cell adhesion; signal transduction. Gene Ontology annotation, cellular component: extracellular region; extracellular matrix. The record is from RefSeq and is a predicted model, not a curated record.